ACAGAAAACCUGAAAACCGACAAGCCAUUGCCAAUAUCACGAUCGACUGAUUACUUCGCAUUGGGAUACAAAGAAUCGAACAAAGUACCACCAGGAAGAGUGUCUUUGUUGCAAGCCAUUAAUUUCAUCACAAAGCAUCAGCAACAACCAGAAGUAUGGACUAUCGAAAAGAUAGCGGAAGAGAAUAAAAUCAAGCCCGAAGUCGCAAAGGACAUCAUUGACCAUUUCCGUGCGUUUGAGGUUCACAUGUCGAAGAAUGUUGAGCAAAGGGAGGUGCAACAGAUUCAAGCCAAUUUGAAAUUGCUUGGCGCAAAGAGCACAGACAAAUAAACAGUAUGUGAUACUGCUAAGCAUUGACACAUUGUAAUUAGCCCGAGUCGAACUUAGAAUUACUUAGAGCACGUUGUUUGAUUUAAAAAAAAAAAAGCAAUAAAUUUAAGUAACAACUCAAA
Messenger RNA from Sitodiplosis mosellana (orange wheat blossom midge), 452 nucleotides. Its product is annotated as protein NDUFAF4 homolog. Gene Ontology annotation, biological process: mitochondrial respiratory chain complex I assembly. Gene Ontology annotation, cellular component: mitochondrion. Lineage: Eukaryota; Metazoa; Arthropoda; Insecta; Diptera; Cecidomyiidae. The record is from RefSeq and is a predicted model, not a curated record.